AUGGAUCACGUUUUGCAGCAGGUACUUGACGGAUUUGCUCGUCAGGGCAUGAGCUACGACAUUAGCACCCUGCGCUUGGAUUCCGAUGCCUUGGCGCAAGACCUGCUCCAGCCCAAAAAGUCGAGCACCACGGCACAGACAAGCGACGUUCAAAACCAUCUGGCCUGGCACAGCAGCUCUGCCGUGGCUCGCAGCGGGCCACCCGACCCCACCAAGCAGCCCCGCCCUCACCGCGGCGUGUCAACAGACAUUUACCGAGGUGACAGCACCAGUCAGAUCCCACAUAAAAAGCCCUUGGCGCCACGCCACGAGCCUGAUCUCUAUCGCGGAGAGGAUCCGAUCACCAAGAUUGCCAGCAAACCACGUCCAACCGAUGCACGCACGCCCUGGACGGCCACAACCACCGACGACCUCGUACAGCAGCGCGCCAAUCAGCAGCGCCGACCUCGCGAGGCCACAAGUGUCUUCGCCGCCUCGGACGCGACCAGCGUGCCUGCUGCGGCGACCAGUCGCCCCGUCAGCCGCUAUCGCCCGGCUGACAACUUUCGCGUGGGCCAAGAGUUUUAG
Molecule: messenger RNA, 567 nt
Organism: Monosiga brevicollis MX1
Lineage: Eukaryota; Choanoflagellata; Craspedida; Salpingoecidae
Exons: 1
Coding region: 1-567 (188 amino acids)
Source: RefSeq, a predicted model, not a curated record